CGCCAUACCAUGGCCCAUAUUAAAUACCUGCGUGCUGCUGUCUCAGGAUUCUAUCUGUGGGAAGCUGCGGUGCUGCUCAGUUUGGUUGCCACCAAGGAAAUUGACAGUGCGAGAUCCCGUAGUAUGCCCAUGUCUCCUUCGGAUUUUCUGGAUAAAUUAAUGGGAAGAAUGUCUGGCUAUGAUGCAAGAAUCAGACCAAAUUUCAAAGGGCCUCCAGUAAAUGUUACAUGCAACAUCUUCAUUAAUAGUUUUGGAUCCAUUGCAGAAACAACAAUGGAUUAUCGAGUGAACAUUUUUCUCCGUCAGAACUGGAAUGAUCCACGCCUUUCUUAUAGUGAAUAUCCAGAUGACUCUUUAGAUUUAGAUCCAUCCAUGCUGGAUUCAAUCUGGAAACCUGAUUUAUUUUUUGCCAAUGAAAAGGGUGCCAACUUUCAUGAAGUAACAACUGACAAUAAAUUGCUUCGAAUUUUUAAAAAUGGAAAUGUUCUUUAUUCUAUCAGGUUGACUUUAAUUCUUUCUUGUCCAAUGGAUCUCAAAAAUUUUCCAAUGGAUGUCCAGACCUGUAUAAUGCAACUGGAAAGCUUUGGUUAUACAAUGAAUGACCUUGUAUUUGAAUGGCAAGAAAACGGUGCUGUACAAGUAGCUGAAGGACUCACUUUGCCACAGUUUUUGUUGAGAGAAGAUAAAGAUCUUUGUUACUGCACAAAACACUACAAUACAGGAAAGUUUACCUGCAUUGAAGUUCGAUUCCAUCUUGAAAGGCAGAUGGGAUAUUAUCUCAUUCAAAUGUAUAUUCCCAGUCUCCUGAUUGUCAUACUAUCAUGGGUGUCAUUUUGGAUCAACAUGGAUGCCGCUCCAGCUAGAGUAGCUCUAGGUAUAACAACUGUACUCACUAUGACAACCCAGAGUUCAGGAUCACGGGCUUCACUCCCAAAGGUAUCAUAUGUCAAGGCUAUUGACAUCUGGAUGGCUGUUUGCUUGCUUUUUGUGUUCUCGGCGCUUCUGGAGUAUGCAGCUGUAAAUUUUGUGUCAAGACAACAUAAAGAAUUGUUAAGAUUUCACCGAAAGAGAAAGAAGAAUAAGGAUGAUGAUAUAAGGGAGAAUCGGUUCAAUUUUACAGGCUAUGGAAUGAGCCCACCAUGUAUACAAGCAAAGGAUGGAGUGGUUCCAAAAGGGUCCAAUAAUCCAGUUCAGUCUGCAUCCCUUACUCUUGAAGAAAUGAGGAAGGUAUUCAUUGAUCGGGCCAAGAAAAUUGAUACCUUAUCCCGAGCCUGUUUCCCUUUAGCCUUUCUUAUAUUCAACAUUUUCUACUGGGUUAUCUAUAAAAUUGUUAGGCAUGAGGACAUUCACAAAAAACAAAAUUAA
Messenger RNA from Notechis scutatus (mainland tiger snake), 1365 nucleotides. RefSeq names its product glycine receptor alpha 3 (gene GLRA3). Gene Ontology annotation, molecular function: glycine binding; transmitter-gated monoatomic ion channel activity; extracellularly glycine-gated chloride channel activity. Gene Ontology annotation, biological process: chloride transport; monoatomic ion transmembrane transport. Gene Ontology annotation, cellular component: plasma membrane; postsynaptic membrane. Lineage: Eukaryota; Metazoa; Chordata; Lepidosauria; Squamata; Elapidae. The record is from RefSeq and is a predicted model, not a curated record.